UGAGCCAGAGACAGACACGCUCAGUGUUUUUCAUAUAUCACAAAUAUGCAGUGUUUUCAACCACAUAAUGUAUAUUUUAGGUUUUAGACAUUUAAAUACACUUAAAAACUAACAAAACAAUACAUUUAAAGUUUAUAAAAUACACACUUAUGUCUAUAGAAGCGGCAAUAACAAUCCUUUCCAUUAUAAUUAGACAACGUGUUUAUUCAUAUCAGAUACACAUAGUGUAAGUAACUGCAAAGUUUACUUUAUUCUUCUACCAGUUCACCGGCCACUUACUUUUAUGCAUUGUAGAAUUUGUAAAUCUAACAGAUGCGAUUCUCUGAACUGCAAACUAACAUGGUGGCGCCCAUCGCACAUACAGCUCAACUAAUGUGAUCAUUAUGAAGGUGUUUAAACAACAAAACACAUCCACUUGCACAUAUUUGACAGUCGGAAUAUCACAUAUUUCAUGUUAUAGUGAACAAGUUUGUGAAUAUUUUGAAUAAAAAAGGAAAAAAAAAUACAUCAGUUAUACAGUGCUAUUGUGGCUGCGGUGUGUCACAUGACAAGCAAUGAUGUGUCACCAUGGAAACAAUAAAAUGAUACGUUCUAAAUAACGGUCGCCUUGAAAAACUCACACUGGGAGGGUCAACCAAAAUUAGUUUAAACUUAAGUGUGGAAGGGUUAAUGUUAAGGUUUUAGAGAAUGUGAAAAUAACAACAACUCUUUUGAAAAUGUGCUCGUUGUGAUUCGUUUUGCCAGCACGGGCACAUAUCAUGGCACACAGUCAUACUUAAAGCCAAAAAACUUCCAUUUUGAUUUCAAGCGGACUUUAACUGAGAUAAUGAUGUGAUAGAAUUUUAUUGCAUGUCAAUCAAGGUUUGUACGUACCAUUUUUAUCUUCUUAAAACAAAGUAAUGAUGAGAAGAGAAAAUAAAAUAAAAUAAAAAUAAAUCAAUUUCCCAGGCAAAACAGGGGCAAAAUACAUUAAAGAGAAUUAGCAAACAUGACUAAAAUGUCCAGGUAGAAACUGUCAAAACGGCAAUCAAGAAAUUAACCGAUUACUUUAACUCUCGGAAUAGCACAUGCAUCAUUUUCAAGAGCAAGAGCAAGAAUAAGCCAGUUUAAGUGCAAAAAGUAGGCUAUAAGUGAUCGGAAUAAGCAACGUAAUUAGCAGGCAUUUCACACACGUUCAUGCCAGCCAAAAAUGUGUCAUUCAUUGAUACAUAAUGUACGAUAAUCCGACAACAACAACAAAAAAGAACAACAAAAACAAUGCAUUUACCUUUGUGUUGCGCUUUAACUUCUUUAACUUAUACAUAUUGUAGAAGAUAAUGCAAAACUGAUCAAGCCCAGCAUUUGGAGGAAAAAUACAUUGUUCUCUGCACCAGUUAUUAAAAAAAAAAAAAAAACAGCCUCUCCACCCGCUUAACGCAUUUUUCUCCGGUCCACCGAUCAAAAGCGGGGCCGGAAGCCGCCCAAUCUGGCAAAACUGCAAGCAGGGGCGCCACGUACGUAUUUUGGAUGUAGCAUAAUAGCCUAACUGGAGAACCGUUUUCAGAGGCAUUUCAUUUUCGUUGCCCCAAACACCUAGAAUACUGUUGUAUAAUGUUGCGUUUUAUGCUUAGGCUAUAAACUAUUUAAAGAAGAUGGUUUACACAUCUGUUUGCUUAUGGCUUUUAGGAGUUUUAAAGUUGACACAGCAGCAGCCUCAGCCAACCGACUCAACAGUAAAUGGCGUGUCUGGAGUUUAUGCAGAUAAAACAACAGAGACAAUAUCAGUGCUGGAGGGAGAUUCUGUCACUCUAAACACGGAUGUUACUGAAAUACAAAGAGAUGAUCAGAUACUGUGGACAUUUAGACUUCACAAUUCAGAGACUCGUAUAGCUGAAAUCUAUAAACAGAUCAUCUCUAUAUAUGAUUAUAAAGAGAACAAUGAGAGAUUCAGAGACAGACUACAGGUAGAUAACCAGACAGGAUCUCUGACCAUCACAGACAUCAACAAAUUACACUCUGGACUUUAUAAAGUACUGAUCAUUAUUGGAGUGGUCAAAGAGAAGACUUUCAAUAUUGCUGUCUAUGCUCCUUUUUUAGCUCCUCUACCUGUUCCUGUCAUCAGUGAUUCUCCACAAAAACCUUCAAUAUCAGAAAGAUCAUCAGGUCAGAAUUGUUCAUUGCUGUGUUCAGCGUUAAAUGUGAGUCAUGUGACUCUCUCCUGGUACAAAGGAAACAGUUUAUUGGCCAGCAUCAGUGCAUCUGAUCUCAGCAUCAGUCUCUCUCUACCUCUGGAGAUUCAGUGUCUGGAUGAUUCCUACAGCUGUGUGGUGUCUUAUUCAUUCACCAACCAGACUAAACCCCUCAACAUCACUGAUCUCUGUCGGACAUGUCCAGGAGACAGUCAACAUUCAUUUCUCACAGAACUGAUCAUUGUUUUAUUGCUGGUACUGGUCAUAGUGGGGGUUGUGUUGAUGUAUUGUUACUACAAACGAGCGAAACAAACAAGCAAAGAAGCUCCGCCUACUGAGGAUCAGGUCAGUUAUACUGAUGUGACAUUUACCACACACCGAGCUUCAGAUACGGAGACUGAUGGACGGGAUCAGACAGAGUAUUCAGGAGUUGCUUUUAGAUGAUAAUAACAGUCUGUUAUUGUAGAGCUUAGUCAUUAAAGGACAGACAGAGCAUGUUGAAGCACAUGUCAGAAUUGAACAAAGCUAAACCUCAAAUGCAUUGCUGCCGCUGUUUACUGCAAGUGACUGUAUUUCAGUGUUGCGUGUAAUAAGUACUCUCUAAAGAAUUUGAUAUUUUUUAAGAAAGAAAGACCAAAGAAACUACAGACAAUAUGGUGUCCUGCUAUUGGAGGGGCUUGCUGCCAAGUGCAUUAGACACCACAUUUACCUCAAUCUUGUUUGCACCUGGCUAGACUUCAUAACAACUGUCAUGUCUAGUCUUGAGUAGAGAUGGUUUGUGUGCUUAGUAUUAGUUAUUAUACAGCCAUCCACAUGAUACUAUCCUAUUACAAAUCACAGGACAAAAAGAGAUAAAGAGAAGGAAGUAAACUCAGAAAAGUAGAUGCAACCAUCAAGGUUUCACUAAGGAAUAAUGUGUAAUGAGAGCAAAAUGCAUUUAGUAGCCUGUUGAAUAUGUGUAGUAGUAAAGGGCUCCCUCUACUGACAGUUUGUGAGAUUACGCACAGGAUUUGGCUGCUUAUCAUGGUCAAGGUAGUCUCUACUGUUACUGUAGCUGUAACUGGACAUCCUGAGGGGCAAAAGCAUAUACAUAUAAUGCAUUAUUGAAAGUAAUGCAUUAGUUAUUACUUGAGAAAAGUAAUCAGAUUAUGUAACUCAACUUACUUGUAAUGUGUUACCCCCAACACUGUCAUAUUGUAUAUGAUGCACACUGUGUGUGAAUUUAAACAUGGUAAUGCAAUCAUCACGCAAGAAGAUUCAGAGACAUUCACUACUGAAUGCUUUGAUCCAGGCGAUUAUUGCAGCGAUUAUUAGUUUUUUUGCUAUUAAGUGACAUUAAAUACUGGUCGCAUGUAAUGUCAUGAUAAAGUGUUUUUACAAAGCUUUCAGUAUUAUUAUAAAUACAUGUAUGUAUAUAUGUUAUUAUUGUAUAUGCUGUGUUUUGCGUAUUUGCUUCAAAAUAAACAUUUCUGAACUUU
This is a messenger RNA of Ctenopharyngodon idella (grass carp), 3646 nucleotides long. RefSeq lists its product as uncharacterized. The record is from RefSeq and is a predicted model, not a curated record. Lineage: Eukaryota; Metazoa; Chordata; Actinopteri; Cypriniformes; Xenocyprididae. The coding region runs from base 1632 to 2612 and encodes 326 amino acids. The transcript has 7 exons.